Molecule: messenger RNA, 336 nt
Organism: Emiliania huxleyi CCMP1516
Lineage: Eukaryota; Haptophyta; Isochrysidales; Noelaerhabdaceae
Exons: 1
Coding region: 1-336 (111 amino acids)
Biological process (GO): protein phosphorylation
Molecular function (GO): ATP binding; protein kinase activity
Source: RefSeq, a predicted model, not a curated record
AUGCAGGAAUGCCCAGACACGUGCACGACCCAGGCUGACACAAGCGGCCACCUCCUCCACACGGAGGACGUUGGGCUGCAGCCCAGCGACUACGGCAAGCCCCUGGAGGAUGAGGAGGCCAAGCGAAUUAUCUGCGAAGCCUGCCGACUUGACCCUGAGAUGGGGUGCUGCCACAACCACCCACACGAUGUUUCGCGCGGCCGCCAGCUGGGCCCGUCGCAUAUCCAGUACUACGCGGCCUCGAUGGCGUGCGGCUUGCAAGCCAUCCACGACGCCAAGUACUUGUACCGCGACCUCAAGCCGCAGAACGUGCUGCUCGACAUCGAGGGAAGGUGA